UCAAAUCCUGUCUAUGUUGGUUAAGACUCAAACUAGUGCACUGAAAAUGCACUACCACUAAAUGCACAUAAAAGAGAUGUGGCCUAUGAAAAGAUCAAAAAGUGAUGACUGCUCCACAAAUCGCGUGUGUUGGAUAUUAUGUGGGGUAUGGAGGCAGAAGUUUUCAUAUUUAAAAUUGUAUCUUUAUUUCACAUUACCUUUCUAAACGUUUGCUUCUUGUAUAAAGCCCAUCAGCGUAAACAUAACACACAGACAACUCAUAGCCUAGGAAUGCUCAUCAACAACAAACACUGUUUGAAGCUGGACAGCUUUUGCACUUGACGCUCAGGUUUGCAAAGAGGAAGAGGAUGUGGAUUCAUGCACGGUGAUCCGUGUCGCGCGCGAGUCCGUCACGCUGUAUGCAAGAGGAAAUAGAAUCGACUGUGCAUGGAAGAUAGGCAGCAUCAGUACCCGUUUGUGUGUGGAUAAGGAAUUACGGUCACGAAUCUUUCGUUCGAGUGGCAUAACUUCUUUUGUCAUAACGGACUGAGGAGGGCGGUGAUGUUUGCCCGUCCCUAGACGCUUGUCCUUGGGGGAGCCUGGACUCUGAUAACAGCAGUAGGACACAGACAGACCGACAGACAGACAGACAGACACCACAGACCUGCCAUGACCAGCAGUAAGUACCACUCUGCUCUUGUGAGAUGCUGCGUAACACACUGAGUACAGCAUUCAUAGUCCCAUAACACACUGCCCUAACACACUGAGUACAGCGUUGAUAUCAAUGUCCCGUAACACACUGAGUACAGCGUUGAUAUCAAUAUCCCGUAACGCACUGAGUAGUACAGCAUUCAUAGUGUCAAUGUCCCGUAACACACUGAGAACAGCGUUGAUAGUGUCAAUGUCCCGUAACACACUGAGAACAGCAUUCAUAGCGGCAAUGUCCCGUAACGCACUGCCGUAACACACUGAGUACAACGUUGAUAGUGUCAAUGUCCCGUAACACACUGAGAACAGCAUUCAUAGUGUCAAUGUCCCGUAACGCACUGAGAAGUAUAAUGAUAAAUGAUGUAAUGAUGAUGAUGGAUAGAAUUGUUAUUGUGAUAGUGUCCCGUAACACACUGAGAACAGCGUUCAUAUCAAUGUCCCGUAACGCACUGCCGUAACACACUGAGUACAGCAUUCAUAGUGUCAAUAUCCCGUAACACACUGAGUACAGCAUUCAUAGUGUCAAUAUCCCGUAACACACUGAGUACAGCAUUCAUAGUGUCAAUAUCCCGUAACACACUGAGUACAGCGUUGAUAUCAAUGUCCCGUAACACACUACAGCGUUGAUAUCAAUGUCCCGUAGCACACUGAAAAGUAUAAUGAUAAAUGAUGUAAUGAUGAUGAUAGAUAUAAUUGUGCACACAUUCACAUGUGAUUAAACUCUGAGCGAAACUGUUUACUAUACUGACAAUGUAAAAUCAGACUAGUUGGAGAUUUCAUGAUCAUAAUAAUGAAAUAAGCAUCUUUGUUUUUGGUGUCAUGUUCUGAUUAAUAUCUGCUGUGUACAUGUGAUAAACACUGUUUUUCCUCUCAUUCUGACCAGAAGCCCAGGCUAUGCACUCUGUAACUCUGUGUCUGGGUCUGAAACCCAGCCAAAGCUGCCACAUGGCCAACUAUAUCGUCCAAGAACACCAGUUUUUAUCUUUUAUCAGGGCCAACUGUGCUCAUUACAUCAUUUAUCAUUCUACUUAUCAGUAUGCAUUUUAGGUAGUUAACUCGCAAGUUUUAGACCAGGAUUACUUACCGCUGCUUUAAGUAUAUUUUUGUCAGUUUUGUCCUACUAACCUUGUAAACAGAUUUGGCUCUGCACUUGACCAUUGCUGCGUCUCGUCCUCAUCUCCCAACAUCUCUGCAGCUGCUCGGCCUCCUUGGACCCCUGCUGCUUUUGUUUCCGACUAUUAGUAUUAUUCUCCGCUAAAGGUGUUUGUGCAGCACAAACCGUAAGGCCAAAAUGGGGCAAACUCAAUCUCACCUGCUACUCUGUCACAAGAAAGGACAGUCAUUGGCCUCAAAGUGGCGCUAUAAGGCGAAGACUGACAUUUUGCCUCCUAUCUCUACAACAGUUUGGCGUAGAAUGACAAUUCCUGCGGGGGCAUCCACAUCUAUGCUGGAUGGUCUUGCGCUCUAAAGCUGUGGCGUUUUCCCUCCAUUGGCCAAAACAUCCAAAGUGAAAGUAAAACUAACUACUCACACACACACACACUGUGUGCCCGAUUCUCACCACGGGUGGUAUGCAUCAACUCCUCAGCGCCUCAGUCCUAUUACAUUUGAUAGUACAGGUCUCUGUGUGAUUUACAGAAUGCUUUUGUGUGAUCUUAGUGUCAUCUCCACCCUACCCCCCACAGUUGCAGAUGGGAUUGGACACUUAGGGGCAGAGCAAAGGCACCACACUGUCCCUGUAGCAGAUCCCGGAGCCUGGGCCACAGCCAUGAGCAACCUGGGCAUUGUACCCAUGGGCCUAACUGGACAGCAGCUAGUAUCAGACUCCAUCUGUAUCCAGGGGUUUGAUCCCACCCUAGGCAUCAUCACCCCUAUAAACCCUAUGAUGGCAGGGAUAAGCCUGGUUCCUCCUCCACCGGUGCCUCCAGAACUUCCAAUAAUCAAAGAGAUCAUCCACUGCAAGAGCUGCACUCUCUUCCCACAGAACCCUAAUUUGCCCCCACCAUCCACCCGAGAAAGACCUCCUGGCUGUAAAACUGUGUUUGUCGGAGGACUUCCAGAGAACGCCAGUGAAGAAAUGAUUCGGGAGGUUUUUGACCAGUGUGGUGAGAUUGUGGCUAUCCGAAAGAGCAAAAAGAACUUCUGUCACAUCCGCUACAGUGAGGAGUUCAUGGUGGACAAAGCACUUUAUCUAUCUGGAUAUAGAAUCCGUAUUGGCUCAAGCACAGACAAGAAGGACUCUGGCCGCAUACAUGUUGACUUUGCUCAGGCGCGCGAUGACCUAUACGAAUGGGAAUGUAAUCAGAGGUCGCUGGCACGUGAAGAGAGACAUAGGCGCAAAAUCCAGGAGGAUCGCCUAAGACCUCCCUCUCCCCCUCCCAUCAUGCACUACUCUGAGCACGAGGCAGUCAUAUUGUCAGAGAGUUUAAAGGAGGACAACAAUUUCAGUGAUGCCACAGCUGUGCUUUUCACAUGGGUUGACCGCGGUGAGGUGAACCGGCGCACCGCCAACCAGUUUUACUCCAUGAUCCAGUCAGCUAACAGCCACGUGCGGCGCCUCAUGAGUGAGAAGGCUCAACACGAGGAGGAGUUGGAGCAGGCCAAGGAGCACUUCAAGAACACGCUGCUGGCCAUCCUCACACAAUUUGAGCAGAUUGCGGCUGUUUUCACUGCUGCCUCGCGACAAAAGGCAUGGGACCAUUUCUCAAAAGCACAGCGCAAGAACAUAGACAUUUGGCGCAAGCAAUGUGAGGAGUUGCGGAAUGCUCACAGUGAAGAAAUUAUGGGAAUACGGCGAGAGGAAGAAAUGGAGAUGUCUGAUGACGACUCGGAGGAGAACCCCUCCAAGAAAUUACGCACCGAAGACAUGGCUGUAGCUGCUCUAAAGGAGGAGAACGACAGCCUGCGCUGGCAGCUCGAUGCUUAUCGGAAUGAAGUGGAACUGCUAAAGAAGGAGCAGGGCAAAUCCUACCACAACGAGGAAGAUCACAUGCAAGAGCAGCAGCUUCACUUCCUGCAGCAGACCAUGCAGAGCAUGCAGCAGCAACUGCUCAGUCUGCAAGAGGAGCUGAAGAGUAAGGAGCAGGAGCUGGAGCAAGCCCAGGACGAACAUCGAUGCCUGGAGGCAGAGGUCCUCACUCUCAGGGAAAAGCUCCUGAACAACAUGGACUGUCAAGAGGGAAGCAACACGGAGGGGUCUGAGAAGGGAGUCAAUGGAUGUGCAGACACCCUCUACCACCAGCACUGCGGCAAGAACCGUGAAGUGUUCAUCCAAGGCCCUUUGAGAUGCGAGAAGGAGGCUCUGUUGCUAGGAAUUAUAUCCACUUUCCUCCAUGUUCACCCAUUUGGAGCCAACAUUGAGUACUUGUGGUCAUAUAUCCAGAGCUUGGACACAAAGGUCUCUGCAAGGGAGCUUGAGCGCCUAAUGUUGCGACUACCAAAUAUGUUCAAGCAGGAGUUCAGCGGUGUGGGAGCGACAUUGGAGAAGCGCUGGAAGUUCUGUGGCUUUGAGUGCCUGAACUCGGCAUAACCCCCACAGGCCACUCACAUCAAAGGACUAACUGCCCCAGGAAGCGGUGACUGUAGAGCCAGGGGUAUAUCAAUCCUAAACCGGAGUUUGAAGGACCCACAGAAAGUACAAGACGGGGAGGUGUCAUCAUGGCAGCACUACAUGCCAGAGCAGCCACAAACAAAGGCCAUUACCCUGUCGGCUGUUGCUUAGACACAAAACCUGCAGCAGAACACGAGGCAGGAGGAGAACGAGCUGCAAGAAAUCAGGACAGAUUCAUUUAUUUGACUGCAUUUUUUCUGCAGACUUCUGGGCCAGUUAUGCAACUCCACUGGCAACUGUAUCCUUCAACCAGAGGAGGAUAUCAAUGCAUCAAUCAAGGGGUUCUUCAAUUAUAAAUACAGUCUGGAAGUUUGGAACUGUGUACAGAUGUGAGACAAUGACCCUUUUUUUAUCCAAAUAUACAGAUGUGCUUUAAAGCUGUUCAUUAAGAUUCAGAUUUUUACAUAUGCAGUAUUGCAGUAUAUUGUGAAAUACUGCCCCUAAUGUUGUCCAGGUAGAGGACAACUUCCUUGCCUGAAUAUUUCAGAGCUUGCCCUGCCGUGGUCUUACAUGUUGUGUUGACAGUGUACUUAAUCUGAUGUUUAUUCUAAUGUGUUCUAAUAGGUUGCUGACAAUAUCUGUGUAAAUUAUUUAAAAGAAAAAUAUUUGAGAAUAACGUAAAAUAAAGUGUUUUAAUCCCAGA
Molecule: messenger RNA, 4940 nt
Organism: Clupea harengus (Atlantic herring)
Lineage: Eukaryota; Metazoa; Chordata; Actinopteri; Clupeiformes; Clupeidae
Gene: enox1
Product: ecto-NOX disulfide-thiol exchanger 1
Exons: 13
Coding region: 2327-4216 (629 amino acids)
Biological process (GO): ultradian rhythm
Cellular component (GO): external side of plasma membrane; plasma membrane
Molecular function (GO): protein disulfide isomerase activity; NADH dehydrogenase activity; RNA binding
Source: RefSeq, a predicted model, not a curated record